AUGCUAUCCAGGUGCUUUCCCAGAACAUUUCCUCGAUUCUUUUCGUCUUAUGCCGUGAACGACGGCUCGCAUCUUGGAGAUGCCUUGUCCAAAUCUAUCGAGACUGUUCCACUCGCAUUUGACAAGCACGAGUCACCCACGGAAUCAAUCAAAUCGCCGUUGAUUUUCCUCCACGGGCUCUUUGGCUCCAAGUCGAACAACAGAACCGUUGCUAAGCUGUUGGCUGAGUCCAUGGCUCGUGAUGUCUACUGCUUAGACUUGAGAAACUUUGGGCUGUCUCCACAUGCCAAACGUCUCGACUAUCCAUCUCUAGCUGCGGAUGUUGAACGUUUCAUUGAGGAGGAGAGCACGCCACAGAAACCUAUCUUGAUUGGUCAUUCUAUGGGUGCAAAAACUGCCAUGGCUUUGGCUCUACGUCGUCCGGAUUUACCCAAAAUGAUUGUAUCGGUCGACAACGCUCCAGGAUGCCUCUCUGCGUCCGGAGGGCCAUUUGGGAAGUACAUUCGCCAGCUCAGAUACGCUCUUGAGGUCAAGCAGUACACAAACAUAAAGGACGUGGACGCUGAGUUAGCCAAGGUCGAGCCAUCCAAAGAAGUUCGUCAGUUUCUCCUAACCAACGUGAACAGAGGCAAGAAGCACGAGCCAUGCACUUCAAAAAUUCCGCUACAAGUAAUUGGCGACGCUGUAACUUCAGGAAACAUUGCUUCGUGGCCAUACGACCCGACUGUGUCCAGAUGGACAAGGGGACCUGCGUUAUUUGUUAGAGGAACUGAGUCCAAGUAUGUUCCGGACGAUGUUCUUCCAGACAUCGGUAACUACUUUCCAGAUUUUGAAGUAAGGGAUAUUAAGGCGGGCCACUGGGUGAUCAGCGAGAAGCCACAGGAGUUUAUGGAAGUUCUCCGUGAGUUUGUUGAACGAAAGGAAGACGACGAGUAA
Messenger RNA from Sungouiella intermedia, 936 nucleotides. The record is from the annotation of a GenBank genome assembly. Lineage: Eukaryota; Fungi; Ascomycota; Pichiomycetes; Serinales; Metschnikowiaceae.